AAAAAGAAGAAAAUCGUGGUUUCCAAUUGAGGUGGCCGAUGUGCUUACACUGAUUCCCUCUUGCGUGAGUACCUGUAGACAGCCAUCACAAGCCGGCUAUGCGUGGUAGCGUUGAUUCCCCACUGAAAAUUCUCAAGCGGAACCGGCCUCAACCUCUGCAUUUCAUAUCAGCAGCCUGUCUCAAUUGUCACUGCCACUCCAUAUCUGGACAAGGACAGGAGAAGAAAAGGCGCAGAUAUGGCCUCCCAGCAACCGCAACAAGCCCCCGAGCAGACCGAGCUCGAAGCCAAGCGAACAGCUCACGUCGAGCAGCUGUCGCAGUGGCUCACUCAAAACAGCGCCAUCUACAACAUCUUCUUAUCCGGUGUAAAGCAAACAUCCGUCGUCGCCGGCACAGUCGUCAGCCGCCUCACUCUUACGUCUACGCAUUUAAACUCCAAGGGAGGCCUUCACGGCGCGGUCUCAGCGGCGUUUAUAGACUUCACGACGGGGCUGGCCAUUGCAUCAUGGGAUUUGCGGGAGAAGACGGGCGCGAGCGUCGACAUGCACAUUAGCUACUUGAGCAGUUCGGCGGGCGCAGGAGAUGUCGUUGAGAUUGUGGCUACGGCAGAAAAAGUCGGGGGGUCAAUGGCGUUUGUGACGAUUUUGAUACAAAAGGUUGAGGUGGUGGAUGGCGAGGAGAGGAAAACGCUUGUGACGAAGGGGCAUCAUACCAAGUUUGUGAGAGGGAGCGCGAAGCCGAAGGAGAAUGGCGAGACCAAGGUUUAGAUGGGACUUGAUAUAAUGUAUCAUAUAGAGGGACUUGUGAUGAUAGAUGGGAUAUUGAUAGACUUUUAGACAACUUCAAGGCGCG
Trichoderma atroviride IMI 206040 is the source of this 853-nucleotide messenger RNA. RefSeq lists its product as uncharacterized. Lineage: Eukaryota; Fungi; Ascomycota; Sordariomycetes; Hypocreales; Hypocreaceae. The record is from RefSeq and is a predicted model, not a curated record. Gene Ontology annotation, molecular function: fatty acyl-CoA hydrolase activity.